Molecule: messenger RNA, 1629 nt
Organism: Marmota flaviventris (yellow-bellied marmot)
Lineage: Eukaryota; Metazoa; Chordata; Mammalia; Rodentia; Sciuridae
Gene: Tsnax
Product: translin associated factor X
Molecular function (GO): sequence-specific DNA binding
Source: RefSeq, a predicted model, not a curated record
UUCCGGUGUGCGUGGCCAUCACGCGUCGCGCGGUUGCCCCGCAGGCCCUUGUCCUGUCUUGUCCACCGCUGCGCCGGCGCUGUGCUGCGUUCCGCGGCCUGCAGUCUCCGCGCGUCCCAGCGAAGGCGGCCCGACAUGAGCGGCAAAGAAGGCCCGGGCGGCUUCAGGAAGAGGAAGCACGACAACUUUCCGCACGGCCAACGCAGAGAGGGCAAGGAUGUGAGCGCGUCGUCGCCAGUGAUGCUGGCCUUCAAGUCGUUUCAGCAGGAACUGGAUGCGCGGCAUGACAAGUACGAGAGGCUGGUGAAACUCAGCCGGGACAUAACCGUUGAAAGUAAAAGGACCAUUUUUCUCCUCCAUAGGAUUACAAGUGCUCCUGAUAUGGAAGAAAUACUCACUGAAUCAGAAGUUAAAUUGGAUGGUGUCAGACAAAAAAUAUUGCAGGUAGCCCAGGAGCUGUCAGGAGAAGACAUGCAUCAGUUCCACCGAGCCAUCACCACGGGACUGCAGGAAUAUGUGGAAGCUGUCUCUUUUCAACACUUCAUCAAAACACGGUCAUUAAUCAGUAUGGAUGAAAUUAAUAAAGAGUUGGUAUUUACAACAGAAGACAGUGGGAAAGAAAAUAAGACUCCCUCCUUGGAUGCACAAGAUAAGCAUCUUGUCACUUGGAAACUGAAAGUCACACCUGUGGAUUACCUUCUGGGAGUGGCCGAUCUAACUGGAGAAUUGAUGCGGAUGUGUAUUAACAGUGUGGGGAAUGGGGACAUCGAUACCCCCUUUGAAGUGAGCCAGUUUUUGCGCCAGGUGUACGAUGGGUUCUCCUUCAUUGGCAACACUGGGCCUUAUGAGGUCUCCAAGAAGCUGUACACCCUGAAACAGAGUCUAGCCAAAGUGGAGAACGCUUGUUACGCCCUGAAGGUCCGGGGCUCUGAGAUCCCAAAGCACAUGCUGGCAGACGUGUUCUCGGUGAAGACAGAAAUGCCUGAUCAAGAGGAGGGCAUCUCCUAGAGCAGCGUCCCUGGCUGAUCCCAAGAGACCAGUUUGUAAGACUGUCACUUAGCAUUUCACUGGACUUUGUUGUGGCAUUGGCCUUGAAGUGUUUUCAGUUGUUUGUCUUCUCAGUUGUACGCACACUGUACAUACAGUUUUCAGCUGAGGCCCUCUUAUCAUUUGUGCAAGUGUGGGCACAAGCGUUUGCAUGUGUGCCUGUUUGAGAUCUCUGCUGGCUGACCUUCACCAUUUAUCUGUGCUAGGUAAACGUGCUUUGUAUUGCUUUUUCUGCGGUACCCCUUUUAAUGUACUUGGUGUGAAUGUUGUGGUGAUCAUUUUUAGUGGCAGCCAUUGUAAGUUGGUGGUUUUGUUUUAGAUAGAAAAGAUUUCUUAGUUGCACUUCUGGACCUGAACUUCCACACCUCCAGAACUGGCUCCAUUCAUGGAGCAAGGAGUAAAAACUAAUAACCUGUCAACAUUGUAAAAUUAUAAAUUUUGAGGUAUUUUUGUGAGAAUUUGUAUAAAGUUCUGGCUAAUUUUAGGCCGUUUUGAGUUUAUAGCCUUCCAGAAAAAAAUGGACAAAUGCCCAGAUAUUAGUGUCUUCACUGUUUUGUUUUCUGCCGUGCUGGGGAUGGACCC